AUGAUCGCGUUUAUAAAAGCAAUCUACAAUGCAAGUACAUUUCGAUUUCGACCCAUUACCUACGAGGGAGAUGCUAGCGACUCCAGUUUCUUCGACGAUCGGACCAACUUAUCCGAGUUGAGUAGAAACGUCGACUUGGACCAUGCAAAUUCUCCCACUGUGGGUGAUGCUGUCACUACCACAGGCCUGCUGGACAAUCCUCAAGGCGUCUUUUCCACAACCGAUGCCAUUCGUCGUCUUCUGCGACCAGUGCGGGAGAAACACUCUUCAAAGGAGGCAGAAGAGUCAAUCCCAUCUCACUUAAAGACAAUCAAGUUCGCUAGCUGCAAGCAUCUUGCGAACCUCUAUCUUAAAUCGGAAAACCUGGAAACUGCUCUUAAAUGGUUUAAAUUGGCGGUGGACCUGGACGCGACAGAUUUGAGCGUUUGGCUGAAGCUAGCUAGCACCGCAAUCACACUGCAUCGGUUUGAUGUGGCCACACCGGCACUGACGCACAUCCUCAAAGAACAGCCCUCACACCCACUGGCUCUGCACUGGGCUCUACCUUACUUUUUUGCCAUCUCUGAGUUUGAAGCCUGUAUCUCGUACUCGGUGCGGUGCCUCUUCAUCGAUCCGCGCAACCAAGCGGCCAUCCACUGCAUCCGGCGUGUGUUAGCCCUACGACCGAGCCUCGAUUUUCUGUUGGAAAAACUUUUGGAGCGCCAUCCGAAUGUUUUGUCGCAUGCGAUUGUCUCCGAGGAGGCCAAAGUAUCGACUGACGAGCGCAUUGCGAAGAUUCGCGAGGGUUACAUGCGAAUGUUGGAUGAGUUCAAGAACGCGGACGCGAUCAAAACGGUGAAGUUUCCGGAACCCUUGACCAAACUUUCGUGGGAGCACUUGGCCCAUGCCUUUGUCAACAUGUUCGAUCGGCUCAACAAGGAGGGCACGAUCAACUCAAUGCUCGAUCUACGGUCUCUCUUCGAGGGAUGCCAAAUCCCUUCCAGGCAGCACUCACAGGAUACUGAAGUGGUUGCUUCUAUGGAUGUCGUUAUCAUAGACGUCGAUUCCGAGGUUUCAUUCCAACCACUCUCUUCCGACACCUGUGGCGACUCCUCCCAGCAGGCAUCUCAAGUACACCCCGAAUCCACCGAGGCUCAACAAACAUCGACCGGUGUCAAGGGCGAUGAGGACGAUCAUCGAAGGAUUUCCAAGCGCAUCCGUCGAUCAACAGUUAUGUUUGACGACAUACCACAGGGUUCACAUGGCCUCUCCGGGGUGAUUACCACUACUCCCUCCUCCUAUAACCUCCACGUCGUCACUCCCGGCACCGGUGCUGCCAUGGUUGCUGCCUCUACGCCGUGCGCGGGUCCCCACGGCCCCUCCACCACUGCAGCCGACGCACAACUUACCCGAUGGCUGUGGAUCGAGAAGGCUACGCGUUUUCGCUCUCUCCUGCCCUCUUGCUUCAGAGACCUGGCCCUUUUAACAGAGAAAACACAUGCCUUAAGUAUUCAGGGAGAUGUGGAAUCCGACAAGCUUACACUUGAACGCCACCUCGCCAAAGGUAGUGAAGACGAGGGUGCAACGCCGUCCGAUGUGGUAUUGGAAAGUGAUCUGGUGACAGAGUUUUUGCGCACCCUGGCUGACGAUAAACCGAAUGCAGUACUGCUAGGAGUGGCGCUGCUUUUGCAAAUGUCUGCUCACAUCAAACCAUGGACACAGUCAUUUUCGACGGCAUAUCUGGCCGUUUCUGCUCGUAUUCGUCCAUGUCUCCCCCUUUGGCAACCGAGCACUCUUCCUAAAGAGCCCAAUCCACCAACGGAGGAGCUCAUCCUCCCCAUCGAUCUUCUGCGUUUGCGCCAAUGUCCGAGUUUGUGGCACUUGACCAACCUGCAUACUGCCUACGCAGAAGUGCGUCUGGACGCGUUGGUUCUCUGUCACAAGGCUACCGAUUCCGCCAAGCGUCGCUCCACCUCUUCCUCUGCCUUUUCCCGCCGGGCUGGCGCCGUUGACUUCGAGGACCUGGAAUUCAAGGCACUGUCACAGGCUCUCCAAGUUGACUCAGCUAGGUUCCUUGAACCCGAUGAGACGAUAUCGAUCCCCGACUUCAACAAGGUGAUAGAGUUGGUCUCCCUUCUUCCCGAGGAUGCCCCAGAAACACUUGUUUUUCAUGGAAGAAUUCUAUGGAUUAACUACGAGCUGAGUGUGGCCACUCACAAAUAUGAUGCAAUGAAGGACUACCUCUUGCAGAUGAAAGAAUUUGUCACCGAACACGGUUCACUUCGGCGUUCAUGCUCCUUUCGUAAUAGCUACGUUACUCUUGAUCGAAUCGAUGAGUUGUUGGCGGAGGUAAAGGAUGCAUCGAUAGGCGAGAGGCUGCAGCACCUCUGCAAAGCGGAGCAAGAUACUGCAAAGCUAUUGAAGGCCCUUAAGGACUGCCUUCACUCUCAUUCUGCUGCUCUUUGUAAGGGCAAAUGCACUCAGUUGCAUCCCGGCAUUCACUUGGAGGGUAUUCCACGCAUAUGCCGAAUGCUCUAUCAGCCCUUGAUCACCCUCGACAGGAGGCUUUCAGGGUUGCAUGGCGAUUCUGAGGCAGCUAGGGAGACGGUGUUACUGGCGCUGCGGUGUUGGCGCGUGGCAAUGCAAACACUGGCCCUUGUGGCGGCGAGAUGCGUGAAGGGUGAACGCCUCUCCUCCCUCCCCACUCUGCCCCUACCCGAGGAAGAGGCUGCCGGUCUUGAGGACGUCUGGCGUACUGUCACUGUUGCCUACGCCCUCCUACAGACAUGUUGGGAUAUCAUAGACAGUGAAAUGUCUUCUGAUCCGAAUGCCAAAGCAUUCGCCAAGAGGCUCACCCCAGAGUCGCUCUGUUCCAAGGCUAUUUUCACCUUCAAGCAGUGCGAUGGCAAACUCCUCAUUCUGACAUUCGGACAGUUUUGUCAAACUCUUCGCCUCAUUAUCGACACUUUUGCGUGGCGGCUGCUGGCCACAGGCGCUCUGGGUCUGCCAGUCCCCGAACUUUCCUACAAAUUUAUUGUAUUCGUCUACGAAAUUCUUGACAGAAUAGAAUCAUGUUUUCCUAUCCAUCUCUUGCAUCCCAAGUUGGCCAUUUAUCGAGCACUGUACGACCUCGGUAGACCAGAUGUUGACCAGAGAGCCGUGCGCAGCAUCCUUGCCUUCCUGCGCGGCUACCCCUCCUCUCGCAUGCUCAGGUGUGCCCGAGGUCGUGACACUGCCCCACCCAGCCUUCUGUUACUUCAUCUCCUCCACGACCUCCUCCCCUUCACAACCACCCACUGCUGCUUCUCCUCCGCUCCUAUGGGCCUGCGCUACCUCCGCUGUGUCGCUGUCACCGUUGCUCGCGCUCUCCAAUGCCUCUCUGAGGGCUACCACCGACUCCAAGCCUCUGAAAACACGGAUGCCGAUGACGAAGACUUUGUUGAUACUCCCCAUCAGUCGAUAGAGAAGAUGGAAGUGGAAGCCAAGAUGACUAACAGUAGUCACCGUCUCUGGCCAUUUGGCGGUGCCCGAGUUGGUGAGGCUUUAGCGCAAGCGAUACACUGCCUCUGUGGCCUGCCGGCACGCCCCUGUGCGUCCACUUCUACCACUACAACCACCACCACCACUACCAGUGACCCUAGUAAGGUCUCCUCUCUCGCUUCCUCCUCAUCCAGUCCCAACUCUUCGCGCUUCAAGCAAGCAGCAACACCACCAGAGCCAGCCUACAAGUCUUAUGAAAGAAGGGUGGAAGCGGUGAUUGAAGUGCCAACAUUUACGGCGCUUCCUUCAGCUACUGUUCCAAUGCCACCCUCCUGCGUGGCUCCGAGGCCUCCUAUUUGGUUAGCUGAUAGGACCCUCUUCUACGAAUCCGUCAAGGAACACGUCAUUGAUCUAAGCUGCCCUUCUACCAAUGUUGGUGUCUGGUGGUCGGGAGCUCGACCUUCCGCGCUGGAUUGGCAACUCAUCGAACUCGCCUUCAUCUUCUAUCGUCCGGCUAUAGUCCCUGAGUAUGACAGUAUCAAAUCCCUCUCAAUUUCCUCAGAGCUUGCAAACUGGCUCACGGAGGCAGUGAAGCUGAUGCCGAAGACCUACGAAGAGUUCAUGAUUCCGGAGGGGCAAAUUGACUCCUGCAUGACGAUGCACGCUCCCUUGCCCGAGCAGAUUCAUUAUCUCAGUGAUAUGCUGAACCUCAUGUAUUAUCUCCUUGCGGACUACUAUACAAAAAACAACAAUUUUGAUCUCGCAAUACGCUACUACAAGCAGGAUCUGCGAGUAGCCCCGCAUCACGCUGACAGCUGGGCAGCUUUGGCUCUCAUCUACAGCAGCCACUUGGAGCAAAUUCUUAAUGUGAUCGACCCAAAGACGGAACGAGUGACCUCACGUGCGGUAGCAUCCUGCCUGCGCUGUUUCGAUUUGGCGCUGCAGCUUCAGCCGCGCCUCACCACCCUCCUUACUGAGCGCGGCUGUCUCGCCUACCAGCUACACUCUUAUGCAGCCAGGCUAAUCAAGAAGUCUAUCAACCGACCCUUUCAAGAGACCCAUCUGCGGUUAUGUAUGCAGUGGCGCCGACGAAUGCUGACCCUUGCCUACCGCUCCUACGGUCAGGCACUUCGUCUGGAGCGCAGGCGCUCCUCUUCGCCCGAGGUAACACAGAAAGAGGUGCAGCCAUCAUCCGUGGCGGCGGGCGAGGCGGCAGUGGUGGAACCAAGCCCCCUCUCUAUCUCUUCCGCUUCACCCUCCGCCGUCGGUGGUAGCGGUGUUAAGGUGAGCCCGGUGACAUCGACACCUGUGGACGAGGAGUGGCUCUACCACUAUAUGCUAACCAAAUGUGAAGAGAAGGCUGGUCCGGGAGCACUCUUUCGUGAGGAGAAUUUGAAAAAACAUCAGCUGCAUGAAACUCGCUCCGAAUGGGUGCUGCGUGUGCUGAACAACUACCAGCGCACUGCUAAUAUCUUGCGUGCGGCGGGUGCCAAGUACCCAAAGAAGAUCAUUGUCUACAACAAGUUGCCCCACCUCGCAGUGGAGUCUAUUGAGGUGUUCUACCGCACCCACGCCUUCAUUUUGAAGGUCCUUCUUGCAGCCGGUGAACCCGAACCCUCCUCACCAUCCCCUCUGCCUCUGCGGCAGAUCUGCGAAGCUCUCUACUCCCUGACUCAGUCAGCAUUCGUUACGGAACCCGCUAAAGCCUCAGGAAAGAUUCGAAGCCGGAAGCGGCCCUCUUUGAUGCCAGAGCCGCCGGCGAAGGUGACAAGACUAGAGGGUGUUAUUGGUGGCUGUAGUGUUAGCGGUGGCGCCCUUGACACCUCUGUGGAAGCUCCCACUUCCUCCCCUCCGCAGAGCGAUGCCGAGGUCACAGUGGAGGUUGUCUCGCGGCCAUCUUUUGCUUCAAUUUCUGAUUUAGAUCUGUGGAAAAAGUGUGUGGAGUACUGUCGGGAGGCGCUGGAGUUAGUUCUGCGUCGGUUGCCAUUGCACUACAAAUCGAUGUACCGUUUAGCCCACCUCUAUCUGAACCAACCCUCAAUGCAGGAUCUGGACAAAGCCAUGGCAAUACUGAUGGGGCCGUUUGAUCAUGUAACUAAAGUUGAGUACGGCGGCUUGUUCAAAGAUAGACGUCAGAGCAAUUUCUUUCAUGGUGUUUGGCGAAUUCCCACGGCGGAUAUCGACCGUAGCGGCAGUUUUGCAUCGCAUAUGUACCGCUCCACUUUGAUGGUGCUGGAGGUGCUCAACAAACGCGGCGACUGGACUCGUAUGCUGCAAGUUUUCCACCAGCUUCGCAAACAACCACCCGAAGACAAGCAAGGCGACCGUGUCUUUCUGGCACGUCGGGCCUUCAGCCUAAUCCACCCAACUCUGCGUUUGUGGUUGUUGCGGCAACAAGAACGGGUGCAGCAGCAGGAAACGAGCGGUGGAUGGAGUGAAGUAAGCGUGGAGACACUACAACAAAUCUAUCGGCUACACUCGUUUGCGCAGUCGCGUGCUUCUGCUGCUGCUGCAGCCGCUGCCGCUGCCAGCGCCUCUCAGACUCCACCACCAUCGUCUCAGCCGCAUUCUUCAGUGGAGUGCGUGGAGGCAGAGGAGGAGCGAACGGAGGAAGCGCGCUCUACUGACGUUGCGCCGUGCUUUGCUGAACUGCUUGCACAAGCCUACGAACUGUGUCCUGCGGCUUGGGACUCGGCUGGCCCAAAUCUGUCGAAGGAUCUCAUUUUAAAGCGCUGUUUGGAACUGACAAGUACCCCAUCUGCCUCUACUUCCUCUCAAAUGAAGUCGGCUUCAACUUCCCGUUUAACAGACGCUGCUGCUGCCCAGACCAUCUUGUAA
Echinococcus granulosus is the source of this 6297-nucleotide messenger RNA. RefSeq names its product Calcineurin-binding protein cabin-1. Gene Ontology annotation, biological process: chromatin organization. The transcript is spliced from 35 exons. The record is from RefSeq and is a predicted model, not a curated record. Bases 1 to 6297 code for a protein of 2098 amino acids. Gene Ontology annotation, cellular component: nucleus. Lineage: Eukaryota; Metazoa; Platyhelminthes; Cestoda; Cyclophyllidea; Taeniidae. Gene Ontology annotation, molecular function: protein binding; nucleosome binding.